Molecule: messenger RNA, 1633 nt
Organism: Odocoileus virginianus texanus
Lineage: Eukaryota; Metazoa; Chordata; Mammalia; Artiodactyla; Cervidae
Source: RefSeq, a predicted model, not a curated record
GAUUUGGAGCACGGCAUCACCAGCGUUUCUUUCUUUUAUUCAGCGUUGGGCCCUUGCACAGUGACCUGGAGUACACCGUGUCCUCGCAGAAGGAGGGCUAUGUUUUGACUGCAGUGGAAGGAACCAUAGGCGACUUUAAGGCUUAUGCCUUGGCAGGCGUGAGCUUUGAGAUAAAAGCUGAAGACGACCAGCCCCUCCCUGGGGUCCUCUUAUCCCUCAGCGGCGGUGUGUUCCGUUCCAACCUCCUGACUCAGGACAACGGUGUCCUGACCUUCUCAAACCUGAGCCCUGGCCAGUACUACUUCAAGCCCAUGAUGAAGGAAUUCCGGUUUGAGCCGUCCUCGCAGAUGAUAGAGGUGCAGGAGGGGCAGAACCUGAAGAUCACCAUCACAGGCUACCGCACGGCCUACAGUUGCUAUGGUACAGUUUCUUCCUUAAACGGAGAACCAGAACAGGGUGUUGCCGUGGAAGCAGUGGGCCAGAGCGACUGCAGUAUUUAUGGAGAAGACACCGUGACGGACGAGGAAGGGAAGUUCAGGUUACGUGGAUUGCUGCCAGGCUGUGUGUACCACGUUCAGCUCAAGGCAGAAGGCAACGACCACAUCGAACGAGCCCUCCCCCACCACCGGGUCAUUGUGGUCGGGAAUAAUGACAUCGAUGAUGUGAACAUCAUAGUUUUCCGGCAGAUAAAUCAAUUCGACUUAAGUGGAAAUGUGAUCACUUCCUCUGAGUAUCUUCCUACAUUAUGGGUGAAGCUUUACAAAAGCGACAACCUCGACAACCCGAUCCAGACGGUGUCCCUGGGCCAGUCCCUCUUCUUCCACUUCCCGCCCCUGCUCAGGGAUGGCCAGAAUUACGUGGUACUUCUGGACUCCACGCUGCCCAGGUCCCAGUACGACUUCGUCCUGCCGCAGGUGUCCUUCACGGCAGCGGGCUACCACAAACACAUCACCCUGGUCUUCAGCCCUACGAGGAAGUUGCCCGAGCAGGACAUCGCCCAGGGAUCGUACAUCGCCCUGCCCCUGACGCUGCUCGUCCUGCUGGCCGGCUACAACCACGACAAGCUCAUCCCCUUGCUGCUGCAGCUGACAAGCCGCCUGCAGGGAGUCCGAGCCCUUGGCCAGACAGCCUCUGACAACAGCGGCCCGGAAGACGCGAAGAGACAAGCCAAGAAACAGAAGACAAGGCGGACGUGAGGGGUGUCCCUCGGGACAGGCCCUGGAGUGGAGGACGCAUGUGACUCUUGUCAUCAGCUCCGCGGGUGCAGCCACCCGUCAGCUUCCUCUCCCCGGCCCCGACGUGACACCAUGAAGGGACCCUCCUGUCACUCUGCAGAGCACAAUUGAUUUUCUGAGUCGAAGAUAAUUUAUUAUUUUUACUUUUGUCACAGAAGUGUUUAAGCUGUGCUGGUGGUGUGUGAAUGUUAUCCUGAGUCUUCCAGCUUCAUUUGCAAAAAGAAUUCCAGUCAGUGGGGGUCUUGACUCCCAAAUCAAGCUCCUGUUGGACUGAUCUUCCCCUUAACGCCCCUAUGUGUCUGAGGUCCCUGCUGGAAACCGCACAGCCUGUGUGUACUCCUAGGACGGUGUGUUAUGCGGUAAAAAAUCAAUAAAACGGCCCACUUGUUUGUGUUGUA